AAAAAAAUUUCAAAAGUGCGGUAUCGUCUGUCAUUAACAAAAGCGCGAAAUAAAAAAUGCAGAAAACCUGCAAAAGAAAGCAGCUUCAGCUGGAUGGGCGGUCCCGGAAAACACCCAAAUUAACCACUGAAGAGCCAUACCCAUGUCACCAUAGACCCACCGCUGAAGAAUGUAGAGCCGUAAGAGACGAGCUCUUGGCUCUCCAUGGUUUCCCUCCAGAAUUCCUCAAGUACCGCCGUCACAGACUCAUGAAAAUGGAGCCCUUCAGUAACGAAGCACAGUCAGAGCCGUUGAUUAACAGUGAUGAUGGGGAUCAUAAGGAAGAAAGCGUGUUGGAUGGUCUGAUCAAAAUUGUGCUCUCUCAGAAUACUACUGAGCUUAAUUCCCAAAAGGCUUUUGCUUCUCUCAAGUCUGUUUUUCCCACCUGGGAAGAUGUAUAUGCUGCUGAAACCAAAAGUCUAGAAAAUGCAAUAAGAUAUGGCGGCUUAGCACCAAGGAAAGCUUCUUGUAUUAAGAAUGUAUUGAGUUGUCUGCAUGAGAGAAAAGGCAAACUCUGCUUGGAGUACUUACGAGAUUUGUCGGUUGCUGAAAUUAAGUCUGAGCUCUCCAAUUUUAAAGGAGUUGGCCCUAAGACAGUGGCUUGUGUUUUGAUGUUCAAUCUUCAGCAAGAUGAUUUCCCAGUGGACACACAUGUUUUUGAGAUUGCUAGGGCCAUCGGUUGGGUCCCUGCUGUAGCGGACAGGAAUAAGACAUACCUUCAUCUCAACCGUAGGAUCCCAAACGAACUUAAGUUUGAUCUGAACUGUCUUCUGUAUACACAUGGUAAGCUUUGUCGCAAAUGCACGAUGAAAGGAAGUAGCCAGAAAAAGUUGACAUCCAAAGAUUGUUCCUGUCCCCUAAGUGUAAAUGUUGUUGAGGGUUAAAUUUUUUAGAAUUAAGACUAAAUUGAUAUAAUGUAUAAAUAUUGAGGGUUAAAAUUAUUAUUAUGUUAAAUUAAAAGCUGUCAUGUUA
Gossypium raimondii (Peruvian cotton) is the source of this 1011-nucleotide messenger RNA. RefSeq names its product putative DNA glycosylase At3g47830. Gene Ontology annotation, molecular function: catalytic activity. Gene Ontology annotation, biological process: base-excision repair. The transcript is spliced from 4 exons. Bases 57 to 923 code for a protein of 288 amino acids. The record is from RefSeq and is a predicted model, not a curated record. NCBI's taxonomy places the organism in Eukaryota, Viridiplantae, Streptophyta, Magnoliopsida, Malvales, Malvaceae.